Haliaeetus leucocephalus (bald eagle) is the source of this 1030-nucleotide messenger RNA. RefSeq names its product clathrin, light chain A (gene CLTA). The coding region runs from base 17 to 757 and encodes 246 amino acids. Gene Ontology annotation, cellular component: postsynaptic endocytic zone cytoplasmic component; plasma membrane; clathrin coat of coated pit. Gene Ontology annotation, molecular function: structural molecule activity; clathrin heavy chain binding. Lineage: Eukaryota; Metazoa; Chordata; Aves; Accipitriformes; Accipitridae. The transcript has 7 exons. The record is from RefSeq and is a predicted model, not a curated record. Gene Ontology annotation, biological process: clathrin-dependent endocytosis; intracellular protein transport; clathrin coat assembly.
GCCGCUUCCCGUCCCUAUGGCCGACCUGGAGCUCUUCGGUAGUCAGCAGCAGCCGAUGGCGGCCGUCGAUAACGGGGCGCUGGACGGCGCCGAGGAGGAUCCUGCCGCCGCUUUCCUGGCGCAGCAGGAGAACGAGAUCGCGGGCAUCGAGAACGACGAGGGCUACAGUAUCCUGGACAGCGGCGAGGUGCCGUCGGCGCUGCAGGUUCCGGAGGGCCCCGACUCGGGUGCUGUUGAUGGAGUGGUUAAUGGAGAUGUCUAUCAGGAGAGUAAUGGUCCAAUAGACUCCUAUGCUGCCAUAUCCCAAGCAGAUCGACUGCAGUCAGAACCAGAGAGUAUUCGUAAGUGGAGAGAGGAACAAAAGGAGCGUCUGGAGCAACUUGAUGCCAACUCACGGAAGCAGGAAGCAGAAUGGAAGGAGAAAGCAAUAAAGGAGUUGGAGGAGUGGUAUGCAAGGCAAGAUGAAAAGCUCCAGAAAACAAAAGCCAGCAACAGGGUGGCAGAUGAAGCUUUCUACAAACAACCCUUCGCUGAUGUGAUUGGUUAUGUCACAAACAUAAAUCAUCCUUGCUACAGCCUAGAACAGGCAGCUGAAGAAGCCUUUGUGAAUGAUGCAGAAGACAUUUUUCCAGGCACUGAGUGGGAACGUGUGGCUCAGCUCUGUGACUUUAAUCCCAAGUCUAGUAAGCAGGCAAAAGAUGUGUCCCGCAUGCGUUCAGUUCUCAUCUCACUCAAGCAGGCUCCUCUGGUUCGCUGAAGGAGAGCGCAAUGGAAACACUACAAAUGCAACAUCUUAACCUUACUCAGAGAAGCUAUGUUUGCAGUAAUUGGAUUAAUUGUUUCAAUGUUUUUUUUGGACCAAACCUCAUGAUGUAUCUAGAGCUGAUCAUUGUUUGAUUGCAUGUUCUUCCUCAUGUUUCCUUUCUGUGUCUGAAAUGGGAGAACCUCCAAAACUGUAGUCUCUGUGCUAUUGUGCACUGAGAUGUCACUUCCCACAUUACUGAUAUUAAAGAUCUGUUAAACAGAAAAA